AUGGAGAGUCGAUUGAGCCCGAACGGGAGGAAGCAUCGGCCCUUAGGGUUGCAAAAUCGGGACAACAACUGCUACCUAAAUAGCGUUCUUCAGUGCCUCACCUUCACUACUCCCCUUGCCGAUUUCUGCCUUGGUCGCCAACACUCCUCUAAGUGCCACUCACUUGUGGAUGGGGAUGAUUGUCCUUUUUGUAUCCUUGAGAAAAGAAUAACAAGGUCUCUUACCUUGGAGCUAACUCAUGACGAACCAGGCCAGAUUUUAAGCUCCCUUGGCAUUUUUGCUAAGGAUUUUGCGGCUAGUCGCCAAGAGGAUGCUCAUGAGUUCUUGCGAUGUGUGAUUCAUGCAUGCCAAUAUAUUUCUCCUCGCCUGAGGACAUCGGAAACAGGUGAUGCUGAGCCCUUUACCGGCGAAUCUGUGCUCAAGGAGAUUUUUGGUGGUGCUUUGCAGAGCCGGGUGGAGUGUCCAUCAUGUGAAGCGGACUCAAUUCAGGUGGAAGAGACUAUGGAUAUCAGCCUUGAUAUUUCGCACAGUGAUUCAGUGAAGGAGUCAUUACAAAUGUUUUUUGAGCGUGAGAUUUUAGAUGACAACAACAAAUUUACUUGCGCCAAAUGUAAUCAGGUGGUAAAGGCGACGAAGCAGUUGUCGCUACUCGAAGCCCCUAAUGUCCUUGUCAUCCAUUUGAAAAGGUUUGAUAAUGUGAGCAACAAGAUUGAGAAGCCCAUUGCAUUUGAUAAGAUUCUGGUUCUCUCGAGCUUCUUGGAUGAAGCAAGCAAGGACCAUCAAGCUGAAUAUGAGCUUUUUGGGGUAAUUUUGCACUCAGGAUCAACUCUUGAAUCUGGGCACUAUUGUGCAUAUGUUAAGGAUUCCUUGGAUCAAUGGUAUUGCUGCGAUGAUAUGCUAGUCUCACUCUCCACCUUGCAAGGUGUUUCUUUAGAGGAAGCAUAUAUUCUGUUUUACAGUCGUUCCAACCAAAGGCCAGCCUCUGCUGAAGCUUUGAACUCCUCUGAGGGAAGUCUUUCCAUGUUAAGUGAAAAUGUGUACGUGGUGGAGCGUGAUUUUGAUAAGAUUACUGCGCGACUUAAGAAGCUUAGCUAUGGGCUUAGCAGCGACCAUUGCGACCCUGGCCUUGUUGCGCAGAAAGUCUGUGCCACUUUCUGUAAGGAAUUUACCACUGAUCAACUUGACGAGUUGGCUGCUGACAUUGCUGCUGCCAUGACCUGUAGCCAUCCUGAUUAUGCAUCUCUUGCUGCUAGGAUUGCUGUCUCAAAUCUUCAUCAGAACACUAAGGAAUCAUUUUCUGAGACGGUUCAUGACAUGUUCAAUAAUAUCAAUGAGAGAUCUGGACUGCAGGCUUCUCUACUAGAUUAUGAUGUAUUUUUGAUAGUUGAGAAGAGAUUGUACCUCAUGAAAAUCCAAGGGAAAGUUGUUGAAAGGCCUCAACACAUGCUUAUGAGGGUUGCUCUUGGAAUCCACACAGACGAUAUCGAAUCUGCAAUCGAAACUUACCAUUUGAUGUCUCAGAGAUGGUUCACUCACGCUUCUCCUACUCUCUGUAACGCAGGAACUCCAAGACCUCAAUUAAGCAGCUGCUUUCUUAUCUGCAUGAAAGAUGAUAGCUUCGAGGACAUAUAUGAAACUCUCAAAGAGUGUGUUGUUAUAAGCAACUCUGGUGGCAGUAUUGGUGUCUCAGUUCAUAAUGCCCCUGCAACUGGAAGCUACAUCUGUGGCACAAAUGGAAUGUCUAAUGGUAUUGCUCAAUUGCUGCGUGUACUCAACAAUACCGCUCACUAUGCUCGUUAUGUUGAUCAAGGAGGAGGCAAACCGAGUGGAGCCUUUGCUGUAUACCUGGAGCCAUGGCAUGCUGACAUCUAUGACUAUCUAGAGCUCGGGAAGAACGACGGAAAGGAGGAGCACAGAGCUAGAGACUUGUCUUAUGCUCUUUGGGUUCCAGAUCUUUUCAUGCAGAGAGUCAAGAGUGAUGGGGAGUGGUCACUGUUUUGUCCUAAUGAAGCUCCGGGUUUGGCAGAUUGCUGGGGGAAGGAAUUUGAAAGUCUGUACAUGAAGUAUGAAAGAGAGGGAAAGGCCAAGAAGGUUGUUGAGGCGCAAGAUCUUUGGCUUGAAAUCUUGAUAUCUCAGCUAGAAACAGGAGGAAUGCCAUACAUGCUUUUCAAGGAUACAUGCAACAGGAAAAGCAAUCAGCAAAAUGUAGGUACCAUAACGUCCUCCAGUUUAUGCGGUGAAGUUAUUGAAUACAGUAGUCCAACAGAAACUGCUGUGUGCAACAAUGCAUCAAUUGCUUUGCCUAGAUUUGUAAGGGAGAAGAACGUCCCAUUGGAGCCUCAUCCAUCUAUCCUCGUUGGCAGUCUCGGCUCAAAGAAUCGUUACUUUGAUUUUGACAUGUUAGCCAAGGUAACCGCAAUUGUUGCUAGUGAUCUAGAUAAGAUCAUUGAUGUAAAUCACUAUCCUGUGGACACUGCAAGAACUUCAAACAUGCGUCAUAGACCUAUUGGUAUAGGUGUACAAGGUCUUGCAGAUGCAUUUAUCCUCCUUGGAAUGCCAUUUGACUCUCCAGAGGCCCGGCAACUGAAUAAGGAUAUAUUUGAAACCAUAUACUACCAUGCACUCAAAGCAUCUUCAGAGCUUACUAUAAUAUAUGGUGCGUACGAGACAUACAAAGGAAGUCCCGGGAUUCUUCAACCAGACAUGUGGAAUGUAACUCCAUCAAAGCGUUGGGACUGGGAUUUGCUUAGGGACAUGAUAUCAAAGAAUGGAGUGAGGAACUCUCUUUUGGUAGCAUUGAUGCCAACUGGUUCAACCAGUCAGAUUCUCGGGAACAGCGAAAGUUUCGAGCCAUAUACAUCAAACAUCUACAGCCACAGAGGCUUGAGUGGUGAAAUCGUGCAUGUGAAUAAGCAUCUUCUUCAUGACUUAACUGAUAUGGGACUUUGGAGUGAAGCUCUCAAAAGCAAGAUCAUUCGUGAGAACGGAUCUGUGGCAAAUGUCCAAGAGAUUCCUGAAGAACUAAAGAAAAUUUACCGAGUUGCGUGGGAAGUGAAGCAAGUAUCCUUGGUCGACAUGGCGGUUGAUCGUGGAGGCUACAUAGAUCAAAGCCAAACCUUAAAUAUCCAAUUGGACAAAGCUGAUUGCGUUAAAAUAACCCUAUUACAUUUCCUUACAUGGAAAAUGGGGUUGAAAACUGGGAUUUGCAACCUGCGAUCACGUAGAUAG
This is a messenger RNA of Arabis nemorensis, 3228 nucleotides long. The record is from the annotation of a GenBank genome assembly. NCBI's taxonomy places the organism in Eukaryota, Viridiplantae, Streptophyta, Magnoliopsida, Brassicales, Brassicaceae.